This is a messenger RNA of Acanthosepion pharaonis, 681 nucleotides long. Lineage: Eukaryota; Metazoa; Mollusca; Cephalopoda; Sepiida; Sepiidae. The record is from the annotation of a GenBank genome assembly.
AUGUCUCUCUCCCCCCUCCCUCUUCAUGUCUCUCUCCCUCCCUCUUCAUUUCUCUCCCUCCCUCUUCAUGUCUCUCUCCUCCCUCUUCAUGUCUCUCUCUCCCUCCCCCCUCUUAAUGUCUCCCUCCCUCCCUCUUCAUGUCUCUCUCUCUCCCUCCCUCUUCAUGUCUCUCUCUCUCUCUCUCUCCUCAUGUCUCUUUCUCUCUCCCUCAUCAUGUCUCCCACAGUUGGGAAGGUUACGACACAAUCUAAGUCUAUUCAUAUCUAUCUAUCUAUCUAUCUAUCUAUCUAUCUAUCUAUCUAUCUAUCUAUCUAUCUCAGUCUGUUCAUAUCUAUCUAUCUAUCUAUCUAUCUAUCUAUCUAUCUAUCUAUCUAUCUGUUUCGGAUUUUUCAUCUUUCUCUUUUUCUCUCUCUGUAUCUGUUCAUAUAUAUCCAUCUGUUUAUACAUUAUUCUGCUUAUUCAUAUCUAUCUAUCUAUCUAUCUAUCUAUCUAUCUAUCUAUCUAUCUAUCUAUUAUAUACUACAGGAUCCUGCAUCUCUAAUGUAUUUUACUUCUUCCCUUUUCUUUUUCUCCCCCUCUCUUUUUUGUAUUUUAUCUCCCUUUUUGUUUUCUUUUCUCUCUUUUAAUUUUCUUUCUCUUACUUUGUCGUUUUUCUCUUCCUCUUCCUUUCUGUCUCUUUAA